This is a messenger RNA of Porites lobata, 4137 nucleotides long. The record is from the annotation of a GenBank genome assembly. NCBI's taxonomy places the organism in Eukaryota, Metazoa, Cnidaria, Anthozoa, Scleractinia, Poritidae.
AUGUUGGAGCCAAUUUUGGAUGUUUUGUCCUCACAAAGAAUUAUCCUUGCGAGUAGUUCUCCUAGAAGAAGUGAAAUCCUUCGAAAAAUUGUAAGUUCUUAAGAUCCUAGGAUAGUUUUUGAUGAUUUAACAUCGUAAUAUUGUCACUGAUGUUAAACUGAUAAAAAAUGAUAUAGGGACUGAAGUUUGACGUGAUCCCAUCAAACUUUGAGGAAAACCUGGACAAAAGUGCUUUUAAGCACCCAUAUGAAUAUGUUUUGGAAAAUUCAAGGCAAAAGGCUCUUGAAGUAGCUGAUCGUACAAACGAGGUAAGGCUUAAUAUUAUUGUGGAUCGCAAAACUUAAAAGACUCUACCUUGGACGUUCUUGUUGUUGUUUCUUUUCUUCAAGUUUUCAAUUGAUUCGCUAGAAUUUAAUAUAGUCUUAUAAUUGAUCAUGCAUGACAUUAGCUGGUAAGAGAAUGCACUCUUGUAGCUGGUUGGGCUGGGAGAAUGUGACUCCAUUGAAUAUUGACAGCUCUAGUCGUCCAUAUGUGAGAGUCUGAUCAAGGCAUAACAGUUUUCACUUUUGCAUCUAAGAGACCUAAAGGGUUGAAAAUUUUAUUUAAGGGAACAAAAGGAAAACAGACUAUUUUACAGUUGUGCACUGAGUAUCUUGGCCUUGAGUGGAUGGAAGGCUGGAAAGUGACUAAAAGUUGGUUUGAUACAAACCUAACUUUUUUCCCCAAAAAUAUUAUAAAUCAGGCUCUCAAGCAUCUGAAUGCCACUUAAGUUUCUGUCAAACCAAAUUCACCACCAGCCUUGCUUCCAAUAAAAGGCUGAGCCACUUAGCACAAACAGUAAUGGGGCCUUUGCUGGUCAGUCUGCAGCAUGUUUCACCCUUGACCUUAGGCCAGUUUGCAUCGCGUGAGUGAGCAAAGAAGUCUUGGACUGGAACACGAUAGGCAAAUAAUUCCUCCAUCAACCUUGGUGGGUGAAAUCACAUACAAACUUCAUGGAUAUUACCAGGAACAGGGAUUGGGUUCUUUAGCUGAGGUGGUGGGUACACUGCACUUUGUAUGACAAUAAAAAUAAUGCAGUUUAUGAUAAUAUUUUUUACCAAUAAUUUUAUCAGGUUGACAAGGAUAACUUGGUCAUUGGAGCAGACACAGUGGUUGUAAGUAUAUUAAUUAAUUUUUUCUCUUAAUUAGUGAUGAUUUAACUGAAUGUCUGGUUUACAUGAGUGAAUUAUUUAACAACUUUUUACAGGUUUUGAAUGAAAAAAUUCUGGAAAAACCCAAAGACAAAGAGAAUGCUUAUGAAAUGUUAAAAAGGUGACCUGUGAUAUUUUUGCGUAUUUUUGUAUCUAAGGGUGCACAUGUAAGCCAGAACUAGCUGGCCAGAGUAGUUCAGUCAAAUUGAAAAUUCCACUAUUAGUCAGGUCUAUAGCCAGCCAGGUCAGUCUGUUCCUAAACAGUGCACUAAGCUUUGACAGGUUUUUAGCGAAAAUUUCAAAAUGAACAGUCCAUUGAGCCAUUCUGACUUGGCAACUGCCCUUUCGCCCCUAAAGAUGAUGAUGUACAGGACGAUUAGCGGCGAAGAUUUUUAGCACGGUACAGCGUUGCAAUGUUCGGACAAUGUCGUAACUAUUCAAAACAAUGUUGCAAGGCUGUGUUGGGCUAAAAAUCGUCACUGCAAAUCAUCUCGUAUCAUCAGUAUAAGUCUUGUUGCUUGUAGAGGGCUGUCAUUAUAAAGAUUUCAAAUUGCCUUGAGUAUAUGAAAUCAUUAAUAGGCAGGAAAUUGAACUGCUAGAGGGUUCUUUUGUUUUAAUGAUUUUGUUGCUUUUGUUUCCCAUGAAAGUACACAUGUAGCUUGGGUUCUUGCUUAUUCUAGCUGGGGAACAUUCUUGGCCCUCGGCCCUUUAUGACAGCCUUGCUCAGCCAUCCUGCAUAAAUAGGGGGCAUAUUGCCAUUUGUUGAUAUUCCUUAAGCUGUCUUGUUUUGACCAGUUGACCAAUCUCAAUGUGAAAAGUGAGUAGUUAACACCAAUGUUUAAUAUGAUAACAUCUAGGUAGUCAGACUAGUCAGAAGAUCCACAUAAUUAUACCUGUAAAACAAACUAAAACAUCUCAGUAUUUUGAUCAGUUGCACUAAAAUCAAUUUAAUAACUUGAAAACUGAGAAAUGUGUUCAAUUUAAAGGCCACAAUCAUAUUGUAAAUUCUGUGUAAGUUGUGACUUUAGAUAUAACUGGAUAUCAGUGUAUUUUAAUUAGAUUUUUGCUUGAAAAUGUAGUCUACAUGUAAUAUUAGAUUUGCUUUUGUUUGACUCAAAAUGAGAGUUAUUCUUUCUGCAUGACAACCAUAAACAAGUGUAGUUCCCUAAUAACUGAAACAUUCACAACAAAAACAGCAAUUUGUAAGACCCUCAACUAACUUUUUGUAACAAACAAACAUAUUUAUAGUUUGAGUGGCAGGGACCAUAAAGUGUUCAGUGGUGUUACCCUUGUGCAGAGAGACUGUAAAGGUUGGUUAAUGAAUUAUAUAGCAUAAUAAAUGGUUUAAAGUGAGCAUUUAUGGUACAUGUAUCAAAUACACAGCUGCAAUGACUCAGUGUCUGAACUUCUCAACUGCCUACUCCAGGUUUCAGAUUCCCAUGACUUUCUCAGCAAAUCCUCGCUUGCAAUCCAUUUCUGUUUCCAAAUUUUUUCUUUCACCUCUCUUGACCAUACAAUUACAGACCAUCAUGAUUGCCCCUGGCCUCUAAAGUCAACUAUAGUAAAUAACUCAUCGAUCCUCAUCUGUAUUGAAGAUUCUGCAAAGCUUUUUCACCUAUACCAGUAGAGGUUUCUGAAUUUAACGAGAGAUAACUUUUUCCAAUUGUAGAUUUAAAAGAUUCCAGAAUCACCCAGUUUUAUGAAGAAACGUUAGUAUCAUUUGGAGAGUUAACAGAUGAUGUCAUUCAUGGCUACAUUAAAACUGGAGAACCUAUGUAAGUUGUGGAUAAUCUACGAGUGCCAUUGUGUUAUGUCCUAAUAUCACGUCACACACAUAAUCUAUAAAUCUCUACAGUGAUGAUUCUGGUGAAAGGUUUUAAUAACUAUUUAGUAUUGUAGGGUGAAAACUGCUGACUAAAACUUUAAAGCCAGUCACAGCUAAUUACACUUAUGUUGGAAGGCCAAUGCAAUAUAGAUUGUAUUUAUCGCAUGGAAGCACAUGUAGGAGUUGGAAUGUCUUAAUACACUUUAGAUUCUCUCUCUCACCCCCCCCCCCAUUCCCACUUCCACUUCCAGUUCCAAGAGUACGUGUAGUUACUACUCCCCUUAGCGUUUGCUGUUUGUAGUCCUUCAAAAAAGUAUCGGCUUCUCUUGCAGUCGACAAUGUUUAUACCCAGCUGAUCAACCACCUGUAAAAUUCUAGAAGAUUUCUAUGAAUAUCAUUUUAAUUAACAUCAGAAAUUUGCUAUUUUUUUUUUCAGGGACAAAGCUGGAUCAUAUCCUUUUAUAAAAUGUGUGUUUUAUAGUCUGAUCUGAAGUACUAUUUAAGAGUCUGACCUUUGCUUUUACUCCCAAAAUUAGUAUACCAGUAAAAAUGUCUUAUUUCAAUUUCCUGAAAAGAACAAAUUAAUGGUACGAUAUGAAAGUUUGGCAAGCAAGGUUUCGUUGGAUUACAUGUGGUUACAAUAGAGGAUUUCAUCCACAGACUCCGUCAAAAUUAACUUAAGUAGGGAAAAGAUGCUUCUUGGAAGAUGAUCAAAUUAUUUCUUAUCUCAAACUCCUUUAAGGUUUGGCUCUCGUGUACAUUUGCUAGUACAGUAAAACCCUGCCUUACGACUACCUCAUUGUUACGACCAUAUUCUUUUGACCCAAACUAAAAAUCAGCGAGUCAUUUAAUUAUUUUAAAGACCGUGUUAAUGGGACCAUUUCAUUAUUACGAUCAGGAUUUUGACCCAACAGUGAUCGCACUAACAGGGUUCAACUGAAUUUUCUUACAGAUUUGUUCACUUGACUGUGUUUUUCCUUAACUUAACUUAUUUAUGGUAUCCAGGGUAUUGGUGGUACACUUGUCAAGUCUAUUCACGGCGACUACUUCAAUGUCAUGGGAUUUCCAUUGCAUCAUUUUUGUCUUCAAAUUAGAAAGUUGUACUCUGAUAAAAUCAGCUGA